AUGACAGCUUUUACAACUGAUUCAUCAGAGGAUGAUUCAACAGAGGAGACUGAACUGUCAACUUUAGGAAUUGCUAACCAACCAGCUACAGCCAUUACAGCAGAACCAACUACAGGAAUUAAAUCUGGGUUCACUUUAGAGGACUCAACUACAGAUUUUACUGAUACAUUAACUACUGAAGAGGCAUUGGAAUCCACAAAAGCAUUUACAUCAAAAACAUCUAAAAAUUUCACAGAAGAAUCAACAGCUUUUACAACUGAUUCAUCAGAAGAGGAUUCAACGGAAGACACUGAACUGACAACUACAAGAAUAACUGAUCAAACAGCUACAGCCAUAACAUCAGAAUCAACUACAGGAAUAACUGAUCAAACAGCUACAGUCAUAACACAACAUUUAACUACUGAAGAGGUUAUGGAAUUGACAACAGCAUUUCCACCAGACAGCUCCCAAAAUGUCACUGAAGAUUCAACAGCUUUUACAACUGAUUCAUCAGAAGAGGAUUCAACAGAAGACACUGAGCUGACAACUACAGGCAUAACUGAUCAAACAGCUACAGUCAUAACACCAGAAUCAACUACAGGAAUGACUGAUCAAACAGCUACAGUCAUAACACCACAAUUAACUACUGAAGAAGCACUGGAUUCGACAACAGCAUUUACAUCAGACAUCUCCCAAAAUGUCAUUGAAGUAUCAACAGCUUUUACAACUGAUUCAUCAGAGGCGGAUUCAACAGAAGACACUGAGCUGACAACUACAGGAAUAACUGAUCAAACAGCUGCAGUCAUAACACCAGAAUCAACUACAGAAAUAACUGAUCAAACAGCUACAGCCAUAACAACACAAUUCACUACUGAAGAAGCACUGGAUUCAACAACAGCAUUUACACCAGACCUCUCCCAAAAUGUCACUGAAGAAUCAACAGCUUUUACAACUGAUUCAUCAGAAGAGGAUUCAACAGAAGACACUGAAAUGACAACUACAGGAAUAACUGAUCAAACAGCUACAGCCAUAACACCAGAAUCAACUACAGGAAUAACUGAUCAAACAGCUACAGUCAUAACACCACAAUUAACUACUGAAGAAGCACUGGAUUUGACAACAGCAUUUACAUCAGACAUCUCCCAAAAUGUCACUGAAGAAUCAACAGCUUUUACAACUGAUUCAUCAGAAGAGAAUUCAACAGAAGAGACUGAAAUGACAACCACAGGAAUAACUGAUCAAACAGCUACAGUCAUAACACCAGAAUCAACAACAGUAAUGACUGAUCAAACAGCUAUAGUCAUAACACCACAUUUAACUACUGAAGAGGUUCUGGAAUUGACAACAGCAUUUACAUCAGACACCUCCCAAAAUGUCACUGAAGAAUCAACAGCUUUUACUACUGAUUCAUUAGAGGAGGAUUCAACAGAAGACACUGAGCAGACAACUACAGGAAUAACUGAUCAAACAGCUAUAGUCAUAACACCAGAAUCAACUACAGGAAUGACUGAUCAAACAGCUACAGUCAUAACACCACAAUUAACUACUGAAGAAGCACUGGAUUCGACAACAGCAUUUACAUCAGACAUCUCCCAAAAUGUCAUUGAAGUAUCAACAGCUUUUACAACUGAUUCAUCAGAGGCGGAUUCAACAGAAGACACUGAGCUGACAACUACAGGAAUAACUGAUCAAACAGCUGCAGUCAUAACACCAGAAUCAACUACAGAAAUAACUGAUCAAACAGCUACAGCCAUAACAACACAAUUCACUACUGAAGAAGCACUGGAUUCAACAACAGCAUUUACACCAGACCUCUCCCAAAAUGUCACUGAAGAAUCAACAGCUUUUACAACUGAUUCAUCAGAAGAGGAUUCAACAGAAGACACUGAAAUGACAACUACAGGAAUAACUGAUCAAACAGCUACAGCCAUAACACCAGAAUCAACUACAGGAAUAACUGAUCAAACAGCUACAGUCAUAACACCACAAUUAACUACUGAAGAAGCACUGGAUUUGACAACAGCAUUUACAUCAGACAUCUCCCAAAAUGUCACUGAAGAAUCAACAGCUUUUACAACUGAUUCAUCAGAAGAGAAUUCAACAGAAGAGACUGAAAUGACAACCACAGGAAUAACUGAUCAAACAGCUACAGUCAUAACACCAGAAUCAACAACAGUAAUGACUGAUCAAACAGCUAUAGUCAUAACACCACAUUUAACUACUGAAGAGGUUCUGGAAUUGACAACAGCAUUUACAUCAGACACCUCCCAAAAUGUCACUGAAGAAUCAACAGCUUUUACUACUGAUUCAUUAGAGGAGGAUUCAACAGAAGACACUGAGCAGACAACUACAGGAAUAACUGAUCAAACAGCUAUAGUCAUAACACCACAGUUCACUACUGAAGAAGCACUGGAUUCGACAACAGCAUUUACAUCAGACAUCUCCCAAAAUGACACUGAAGAAUCAACAGCUUUUACAACUGAUUCAUCAGAAGAGGAUUCAACAGAAGACACUGAGCUGACAACUACAGGAAUAACUGAUCAAACAGCUACAGUCAUAACACCAGAAUCAACAACAGGAAUAACUGAUCAAACAGCUACAGACAUAACACCACAUUUAACUACUGAAGAGGUUCUGGAAUUGACAGCAGCAUUUACAUCAGACACCUCCCAAAAUGCCACUGAAGAAUCAACAGCUUUUACAACUGAUUCAUCAGAAGAGGAUUCAACAGAAGACACUGAGCUGACAACUACAGGAAUAACUGAUCAAACAGCUACAGCCAUAACACCGCAUUUAACUACUGAAGAAGCACUGGAUUCGACAACAGCAUUUACAUCAGAAAUCUCCCAAAAUGUCACUGAAGAAUCAACAGCUUUUACAACUGAUUCAUCAGAAGAGGAUUCAACAGAAGACACUGAGCUGACAACUACAGGAAUAACUGAUCAAACAGCUACAGUCAUAACACCAGAAUCAACUACAGGAAUAACUGAUCAAACAGCUAUAGUCAUAACACCACAGUUCACUACUGAAGAAGCACUGGAUUCGACAACAGCAUUUACAUCAGACAUCUCCCAAAAUGCCACUGAAGAAUCAACAGCUUUUACAACUGAUUCAUCAGAAGAGGAUUCAACAGAAGACACUGAGCUGACAACUACAGGAAUAACUGAUCAAACAGCUACAGCCAUAACACCGCAUUUAACUACUGAAGAAGCACUGGAUUCGACAACAGCAUUUACAUCAGAAAUCUCCCAAAAUGUCACUGAAGAAUCAACAGCUUUUACAACUGAUUCAUCAGAAGAGGAUUCAACAGAAGACACUGAGCUGACAACUACAGGAAUAACUGAUCAAACAGCUACAGUCAUAACACCAGAAUCAACAACAGGAAUAACUGAUCAAACAGCUACAGACAUAACACCACAUUUAACUACUGAAGAGGUUCUGGAAUUGACAACAGCAUUUACAUCAGACACCUCCCAAAAUGCCACUGAAGAAUCAACAGCUUUUACAACUGAUUCAUCAGAAGAGGAUUCAACAGAAGACACUGAGCUGACAACUACAGGAAUAACUGAUCAAACAGCUACAGCCAUAACACCGCAUUUAACUACUGAAGAAGCACUGGAUUCAACAACAGCAUUUACACCAGACAUCUCCCAAAAUGUCACUGAAGAAUCAACAGCUUUUACAACUGAUUCAUCAGAAGAGGAUUCAACAGAAGACACUGAAAUGACAACUACAGGAAUAACUGAUCAAACAGCUACAGUCAUAACACCAGAAUCAACAACAGGAAUAACUGAUCAAACAGCUACAGACAUAACACCACAUUUAACUACUGAAGAGGUUCUGGAAUUGACAACAGCAUUUACAUCAGACACCUCCCAAAAUGUCACUGAAGAAUCAACAGCUUUUACUACUGAUUCAUUAGAGGAGGAUUCAACAGAAGACACUGAGCAGACAACUACAGGAUUGACUGAUCAAACAGCUACAGACAUAACACCAGAAUCAACUACAGGAAUAACUGAUCAAUCAGCUACAGUCAUAACACCACAAUUAACUACUGAAGAAGCACUGGAUUUGACAACAGCAUUUACACCAGACAUCUCCCAAAAUGUCACUGAAGAAUCAACAGCUUUUACAACUGAUUCAUCAGAAGAGAAUUCAACAGAAGAGACUGAAACGACAACCACAGGAAUAACUAAUCAAACAGCUACAGUCAUAACACCAGAAUCAACAACAGGAAUAACUGAUCAAACAGCUACAGACAUAACACCACAUUUAACUACUGAAGAGGUUCUGGAAUUGACAACAGCAUUUACAUCAGACACCUCCCAAAAUGUCACUGAAGAAUCAACAGCUUUUACUACUGAUUCAUUAGAGGAGGAUUCAACAGAAGACACUGAGCAGACAACUACAGGAUUGACUGAUCAAACAGCUACAGUCAUAACACCAGAAUCAACUACAGGAAUAACUGAUCAAACAGCUAUAGUCAUAACACCACAGUUCACUACUGAAGAAGCACUGGAUUCGACAACAGCAUUUACAUCAGACAUCUCCCAAAAUGCCACUGAAGAAUCAACAGCUUUUACAACUGAUUCAUCAGAAGAGGAUUCAACAGAAGACACUGUGCUGACAACUACAGGAAUAACUGAUCAAACAGCUACAGCCAUAACACCGCAUUUAACUACUGAAGAAGCACUGGAUUCGACAACAGCAUUUACAUCAGACAUCUCCCAAAAUGUCACUGAAGAAUCAACAGCUUUUACAACUGAUUCAUCAGAAGAGAAUUCAACAGAAGAGACUGAAAUGACAACCACAGGAAUAACUGAUCAAACAGCUACAGUCAUAACACCAGAAUCAACAACAGGAAUAACUGAUCAAACAGCUACAGACAUAACACCACAUUUAACUACUGAAGAGGUUCUGGAAUUGACAACAGCAUUUACAUCAGACACCUCCCAAAAUGUCACUGAAGAAUCAACAGCUUUUACUACUGAUUCAUUAGAGGAGGAUUCAACAGAAGACACUGAGCAGACAACUACAGGAUUGACUGAUCAAACAGCUACAGCCAUAACACCAGAAUCAACUACAGGAAUAACUGAUCAAACAGCUAUAGUCAUAACACCACAGUUAACUACUGAAGAAGCACUGGAUUCGACAACAGCAUUUACAUCAGACAUCUCCCAAAAUGCCACUGAAGAAUCAACAGCUUUUACAACUGAUUCAUCAGAAGAGGAUUCAACAGAAGACACUGAGCUGACAACUACAGGAAUAACUGAUCAAACAGCUACAGCCAUAACACCGCAUUUAACUACUGAAGAAACACUGGAUUCGACAACAGCAUUUACAUCAGACAUCUCCCAAAAUGUCACUGAAGAAUCAACAGCUUUUACAACUGAUUCAUCAGAAGAGGAUUCAACAGAAGACACUGAAAUGACAACUACAGGAAUAACUGAUCAAACAGCUACAGUCAUAACACCAGAAUCAACAACAGGAAUAACUGAUGAAACAGCUACAGACAUAACACCACAUUUAACUACUGAAGAGGUUCUGGAAUUGACAACAGCAUUUACAUCAGACACCUCCCAAAAUGUCACUGAAGAAUCAACAGCUUUUACUACUGAUUCAUUAGAGGAGGAUUCAACAGAAGACACUGAGCAGACAACUACAGGAAUGACUGAUCAAACAGCUACAGCCAUAACACCAGAAUCAACUACAGGAAUAACUGAUCAAACAGCUACAGCCAUAACACCGCAUUUAACUACUGAAGAAGCACUGGAUUCGACAACAGCAUUUACAUCAGACAUCUCCCAAAAUGUCACUGAAGAAUCAACAGCUUUUACAACUGAUUCAUCAGAAGAGGAUUCAACAGAAGACACUGAGCUGACAACUACAGGAAUAACUGAUCAAACAGCUACAGUCAUAACACCAGAAUCAACUACAGGAAUAACUGAUCAAACAGCUACAGACAUAACACCACAUUUAACUACUGAAGAGGUUCUGGAAUUGACAACAGCAUUUACAUCAGACACCUCCCAAAAUGUCACUGAAGAAUCAACAGCUUUUACUACUGAUUCAUUAGAGGAUUCAACAGAAGACACUGAGCAGACAACUACAGGAAUAACUGAUCAAACAGCUACAGUCAUAACACCAGAAUCAACUACAGAAAUAACUGAUCAAACAGCUACAGCCAUAACAACACAAUUCACUACUGAAGAAGCACUGGAUUCAACAACAGCAUUUACAUCAGACAUCUCCCAAAAUGUCACUGAAGAAUCAACAGCUUUUACAACUGAUUCAUCAGAAGAGGAUUCAACAGAAGACACUGAAAUGACAACUACAGGAAUAACUGAUCAAACAGCUAUAGUCAUAACACCACAUUUAACUACUGAAGACAUUCUGGAAUUGACAACAGCAUUUACAUCAGAAAUCUCCCAAAAUGUCACUGAAGAAUCAACAGCUUUUACAACUGAUUCAUCAGAGGAGGAUUCAACAGAAGACACUGAAUUGACAACAACAGGAAUAACUGAUCAAACCACUACAGCCAUAACACCAGAAUCAACUACAGGAAUUACAGCUGUGUUCACCUUAGAAGAAUCAACUACAGAUUUUAAUGGUACGCUAACUACUGAAGAGUCACUGGAAACCACAAAAGCAUUUACAUCAGAAAUAUCCACACGCAUCACUAAAGGACCUACAACAACAUUUACAGCUGAAUCAAAUACUGUUUCUACAGUGGAAUCCACAGCAGAAGUGUUAAAGGCAUCAACUCUAGGAUUUACUGAUCAAUCAUCUUCAACCAUCACAACAGAAUCAGCUACAGAAGUGACAGCUGAAUUUACUACUGAAGAGUUAGCUACAGAUUUCACUGAUGUGUCAUCUGCAGGAUUAGCAUCACAAUCCACAACAGCAUUUACACCAGAAACAAACACUAAAGUCACUGCAGAAUCCACAACAGCAUUUAAUGAUAAAUCAACCACAGUGUUCCCAGACUUGUCAACUACUCCUACUAUUGUGGAAUCCACAACAGGAGUAACACAAGUAUCAAACACAGAUUUCACAGAUUCUUUAAUGACAGCUACCACCACAGCAUCCACAACAGAAUUUACUCAGAAAACAAGUACAGGAAAUACUGCUCAGUCACCUACAACCAUAACAAAAGAAUCAGCUACAGAAAUGACAGCUGAAUUUACCACAGAAGAAUCAGCAACUACUGGAAUUAUUGAUCAAUCACAUACAGCCAUAACAUCAGUAUCAGCCGCAAGUGACACAACAAAAUCCACAACGUUUACUUUUGAAUCGACCACAGAGUUCCCAGAUUCUUCAACAACAGCAACCACCACAAAAGAAUCAGCUACAGGUUUAACACAUUUGUCAACUACUGGAGUAGCACCAGAAUCUACAACAGCAUCCACAACAGCAUUUGAAAUAUCUAAAAGUGUCACUGAAGAAUCAUCAACAGCAUUAACGGCUGAUUUAACAGAGAAGACUGAACUGUCAACUGUUAGAAUAACUGAUCAAUCACCUACAGCCUUAACUCCAGGAUCAGCCUCAAGUGUUACAACAGAAUACACAACACCAUUUACUUCUGAAUUGACCACAGAGUCCCCAGAUUUGUCAAUUACUGCUCCUACAGUGAAAUCCACAAAAGGAAUAACAGAAGCAUCAACCACAGUCUUCACAAAGUCAUCACCUUCAGGUUCCACUAUAGAGUCCACAACAGUGUUUACAGAGAAAUCAAGUGUAGGAAUUACCGAUCAAUCAACAAGCACCACACCAGAAUCAACAACAGGGAUCAACUCCACAUCAGCAAUUAGAACAGCGGGAUCAACUACUGGUGUCACAGCAGUGCCCACAGAAAUUGCUACAGAUACAAUUAAUGAUUUUACAUCGCAGUCCACUACAGGAAACAGCAGAGAAGAAACAACAGUUAUCAUAACUGAGCCUGGAGAAACAAAUGCCGUUAUCACAUCAAGGACUACAGCAGGUAUCACAGUAGAACCAGUGACAUCAGUGGACACAACAUUACCCCACACUCCAUUUGCUACCACAGAGGGCACUCCAACAUCUGUCAGUACAACAACUGUCUCACCUGAAACAUCCUUGUUAUCAAUACAAUCUUCAACCCAACAACCAACAAAUGGAGUGGAACUCACUACGACAACAAUCAAGCCUACACUUAAAACUACAACACUGCUUAAAACUACAGUGCCUGUGAGGUUCACCAGCGAUGAAACUUUUGAUCCCGCACUGUUGGACACAACUUCACCCACAUUUAAAAAACGAGAACAAAGAGUCAAAGAUGACUUUUUGACGAUCUUAAGUAAAGCAUUCCAAUCCUUCAUCGAAUUGACAGUUAUCCGGUUCCGUGCUGGAUCAGUCAUCACAGAUAUGGAUUUAAUAUUCAGGAUGGACAUCUUUUUACCUACUGAUGAAGAGAUAAGAAAUAUUAUACUCAAUGCCUCCACUACAUUUAAUAUCACCAGUGUAGAGGUCAGGCCAAAAGAUGACCUUACAACUACAACAAAUCCUUCUACAACUACUUUCAAACAAACACUUGAACCAACAACAACACCCCAACAAACAGUAUCUGCAAUCCAACACACUUCAACCCAUCCUACAGUUACAACAACAGCCCAGGAGACAAACAGUGCUCAUACUACUACACGGAUGACAGCAACAACUGUAUUCCAACCUACAACUAUGAUUCAGCCUGCAACAAUAUCUGCAUCACAACCUGCAACAUCUUCAACCCAGCCUAUGCUUUCAGCAACUGCCCAGACUACAAAUACAGCCCAGACCACAACUACACAGAAACCUACACAAACUCCAACCAAGCUUCUAAGUAUAACCCAUCCAACAAUGACUACAUCAAAGCCUGCAACAGAUAAAGCAACGCCUGCAACAGCUAAAACCCAGACUACAACAACUCAGCCACAAACAGUUACAAGUUUAUCAAAACUGACAGGUAUACAUGAAAGUACAAUUAUAUCUACAACCAUAUCCACAACAGCUGCAAUCCAGUCAACAAUUACAACACAAUCUACAGUUACAGCAACAGCCCAUGGUACAAAUAUAGUCCAGACAACAACUGUAUUCAAACCUACAACUACAAUCCAGCCAGUAAUUAAAACACACCCAAUGAUAUCUACACCACAACCUGACACAGCUACAACUCAGCCUAGUGUUACAACAGUCCACCCUACAAAUGCAGCCCUGACAACAACAAUACACCCACCUAUACCAAAAACAACACAGAAAAUAAUAUCCCAGCCUGCAACAUCCACAACCAAGCCUGCAACAGCUAUAACUCAGUCUACAGUUACAACAACUGCUGAGCCGACAAAUGCAGCCCAGACCACAACAAUACCCCCACCUUUACCAACCACAUCCCUGAAAAUAAUACCCCAUCCUGAAACAGCUACAACCGAGCCUUCAACAGUUCAAACUCAGCCUAGUGUUACAACAACUGCCCAGCCUACAAAUGCAGCCCACAUCACAACUACAUCACCACUUAUAACAACUACAAUCCAGAAUAUAUCCCAGCUGUCAACAGCUACAACAAUGCCUGCAACUGCUACUCCUCAGUUUACAGUUACAACAACUGUCGGGCCUACAAAUGCAUUACAGUCCACAACUACAUCCAGACCUUCACCAACUACAACCCAUAAAAUAAUAUCCCAGCCUGCAACAGCUACAACUAAGCCUUCAACACUUCCAACUCAGCCUAGUUAUAGAACAACUCCCCAGACUACAAAUACAGCCCACAUCAUAACUACUUCCCAAUUUAUACCAACUACAAUCCAGAAUACAUCCCAGCCGUCAACAGCUACAACUAAGCCUGCAACAGCUACUCUUCAGUCUACAGUUACAAAAACUGUCGGGCCUACAGAUGCAGCCCAGACUACAACUACAUCCCCACAUAUACAAACCACAAUACAGCCAAAAAUAUCCCAGCCUGCAGCAGCAACAACCAAGCCUGCAACAGUUACUACUCAGUCUACAGUUACAACAACUAUCCAGUUUACAAAUGCAGCCCAGACCACAACUAAAUCCCCUCCUAUCCAAACCACAAUAUCCCAGCCUGCAACAACUACAACCAAGCCUGCAACAGCUACAAUUCAGCCUAGUGUUACAACAACUGCCCAGCCUACAAAUGCAGCACAGACCACUACUACGUCCCCACAUAUACCAACUACAACACCAAAAAUAUUCCAACUGUCAACAGCUACAACCAAACAUGCAACAGCUAUUAUUCAGUCUACAGUUCCAACAACUGCCCAGUCUCCAAAUGGAGCCCAGACCACAACUACAUCCCCAGCUAAACAAACCACAAUACAGCCAAUAAUUUCCCAGCCUGCAACAGCAACAACCAAGCCUGCGAUAAAUACAGCUCAGCCUAGUGUUACAACAACUGCUGGGCCUACAAAUGCUGUCCAAACCACAACUACAUCCUCAUCUUUACCAACUACAGUUCAGAAAAUAUCCCAGCAGUCAACAGCUACAACCAAGCCUGCAACAGCUGCAACACAGCCUGCAGCUUCAUCCACAUCUGCAGCUCUAACAAUUAGAUCCCAGCCAACAGCUGCAACCCAGCCAAAAACAUCUACAACCCAGCCUACAAAAACUGCAACCCAGUUUGCACUUAAAACUACAACACAGUCUAAAGCUUCUACCCAACCAACAGUAACUAUGUCACCAUCCACAACAACUAUAAGAAAGCCUGUAAUGACACCAACAACUGGAACCCAAUCUACAACUUCAACCCCACUUAAAACAGAAAUCCAACUCACUACCACAACAGCCAAGCCUACAGUUAAAACUACAGAGCCGACAACUGCAACCCAGCCAACAAUAAAUACAUUGAAACCUACAACAACUAAAACCCAGCUAAUAACUUCACCUACAACCAAACCUAGAAAUACAAGCCAGUCUGUAGCUUCAACUAUAACCCUGCCAAAAACAGCACCCCAUUUCACCACAACUACAACUCAUUCCACAGUAAAUAAAUUGAAACCCACAACAACUAAAUCCCAGCCUACAACUACACGUACAAACCAAUCUAUAUCUUCAUAUACGACAUCAAGAAAAACACCGGCCAAACCCACCACAACUACAAACAAGCCUACACUUCAAACAACAACACCCCUCACAACUACAGUCACUGUCAGGUUUACCAGCAAUGAAACCUUUGAACCAGCGCUGUCUGACUCAAAUUCAGAAACCUUUAAAAUACGAGAAAGAAGAGUCAAAUAUGAGUUUGAGCCAAUCUUUAGAAACAUAUUCCACUUCUUCAUCAGAUUGACAGUUAUUCGGUUCCGUCCUGGAUCAGUUGUCACAGAUAUGAAUUUAGAAUUCAGGAAGGAUAGCUUAUUGCCCAGUGAUAAUGGGAUCAGUAGCGUUAUCCUCAAUGCUACCACUACGUUUAAGAUCACAAGUGCACAGGUCAGGCCAAAUGAUGACCCUUCAACUACAACAAAACCCACUACGCGCAAACCAACAACUACAACCAAACCUACUACAACAACUACAACCAAACCUACUACAACAACUAGCAAACCCGCUGCAGCAAAACCAACCACCAAACGUCCAACGACAACCACCACCACCACCACUACUACUACUAUAACCACAACAACAGCAGUUCCAACACGUCCUCCACCAGUUGUAACCAUAGACUUGAUCAUUUUACAAAUAUUUGUUAUAGAGCUUGCAAACCCGCAAAGUCCAGAAUUUAAGAAACUAGCAUUUCAAAUUGAAUUUGAGUUUGACAAAAUCUAUAAAAAGAAGUAUGGACCUCUUUUCAUCAGGGUUAUUGUGAUUGCUUUCAGAGGUGUUACCAGAACCCGGAUGCAACAAAAUGUGGAGGCAGAGCUUGAGUUAGUGUUUAACGAAACCUCCACUGAACCCAUCCCAAGCAACAAUGACAUUGUGACUACUCUGAAAGAGGCAGUGUCAACGCCAGGCUUCAACCUCUCUGUUGUUGCUGAAUCUAUCAGUGUUAUCAAAUCACUGCAGAUCAUUCCUUUGACCAUCUUGACCAAUGGCUCCUUUGUUGCUGCUCUCUCAAACACAAGUUCAAUGGAAUUUCGAAACAGGGCAUCAAUGAUAAAAUCAGGGCUUGAACCCUUUUUCACUGCUGAUUAUCCAACAUCAUUCACUGUACUAUCUACAACACAAUUCAGUAAUGCCAGUGCAAAAUCAAAGAGUGUGCCCAUGAUUCAAAACUCCAUAGACCUCACUUUUGCAGCGAACUCCAAUCUACCCAACAGUACGCAGAUAGUGAACACUAUAGUCCGAGCAGCCUACAACAACUCCUUACCCUUCCAGAUCUUCACGUCUUCCAUUGUGAUUAAUGGCACAGCAUAUUCAUCAAGUGAAGUCACUAGCAGGAUCAGUGUGUCAACUGCUUCAAUCCUGGUUGCCGUGUCACUUCUGGUCACAUGGUUUGACUGACAAUAGACACACAUGUCCUGACUCCAACAGGUCUGAAUGUGGCCUUCAGUGCCGCUCACAUGAAAGAAUAUCACAUAUAUGAAGAAGAUACUACAGUAAUAUUUUACAUAAUCAUGCUGAAAAUUACAAACAAGACUUUGAAGGAUUCCAUUCCAGCUCUGGUUCUGUAUAUACCUUCACAACCUUGCAUGUUUGCACAUAUGUUUAAUGAAAUGUCUGUCUCUGAACAAACCAACACAAAAAGAUCACUUUUUUCACUAUCAUCACAAGAAAUCAUAUCUGAAAAUUGUGAAGAAUUUAGAUCUCAUUUCUGAGUCAGCAUUGCCCGGAACAGAACAAUCAAACUUUGUGUUCACAUGAUCCUCUUUAAAAAGACUCAACCACCUCCACCUCUAACCAGUCAAACCAGUUUUUUAGAUACUUAUUCUGAAAAAAGAAUUUCAGGAAUUAGUUUAUUUUCUAAUUAAUCCUAAAAUAAAUGGUCUUUUCUCUAAAUUCAUCAAAAAUAAAUUGUAGAUAUUGUCCACACUGGAUGUGGUAUAAUAGGUACAACUUCUGAAUGUAUGCAAAGUAUUUUUAACUAGUUAACUUCAAGUUUAACUGAACAGCACUGGUGAGAAUAGUUUGUAUAUAAAGUGGGUUCCAACAGUCUGAGACCAGAUGUAUUCUAUUUCAAAUUAUACUAUUAUCACAAGAGUUUUAUUAAGUAAACUUCAGCUGUGUAUUUAUAAAUAUCUAUCUCUGUAUAAAAUCAUGUAAGUUAUAUAUGUACAGUGCAUAUGAAGUAUAUAUAUAUAUAUAUAGACAGAACACUAUCUUAUAUUUAUG
Myxocyprinus asiaticus (Chinese sucker) is the source of this 13257-nucleotide messenger RNA. Its product is annotated as mucin-17-like. The record is from RefSeq and is a predicted model, not a curated record. The coding region runs from base 1 to 12429 and encodes 4142 amino acids. The transcript is spliced from 14 exons. Lineage: Eukaryota; Metazoa; Chordata; Actinopteri; Cypriniformes; Catostomidae.